CAGCGUCUAUUGUGUCUAUUUUUGGGUUGAAUGAACAUUACCGGGCCAUUCAGGGAGUGUUGAUUGUUCCAUGACUCCGUUUAAGCCCAGACAUUGUCAUCAUGUCUGACUCCAUCGAUCUUCGUCAUAACGGUACCGCGGCCAAAAGGGUCUAUAACCACAAGUCCAAAUGGGCCUACGGUGGCCGAGCGGCGCUCCCGCAUCACGAGGUCUCUCUGUCUGACCCAGUGACUCGUCCCGCGGCGCCUCAGAGUCACUCCCUGAAGUAUUCCCGUCUCUUGCAGCUCGACCGAAAGGCCAAGUCCAACCAGCUGGCUACCACCGCCAAGUUCACCCUGCGACACGACAUUCGGGAGGCCCUUGACAGCGGCCCAUCCGACUCCUCCGCGGCGGAAGAUGUUGAUGAACCCUCAGCCGCAAAGGAUCUUCCAGGACACCUUCAGGAGGAAGCUCUGUUCGAGCCAUACCAAGUGUCGGGACAGACAAUUCUCUCUGAUGCGAUAAGCAAGGCAGUAGAGAAAUUCGAGACACGAGAAACCGAGAAGCUUGUCGAGGAAUACGAAAUCAUCACCCGGGAGGGUGAGAUUGCUACGGGCUACCUCGCCGAUGAUGAUUUCGAGUUAGUCGACCAUGAUCACGCAAAGCUGUGAAUAUCCUGAUGUUGUAUACUUGUCUUGUUUCUAUCUUGCGAUACUUCUUAGGCCCACAAGCCUCGGUUAUGGAGUUGAUUAGAAUUCGCCCUUUUCUCCUCGGUGGUUGUUUCAGUAUCUUCUCGGCGCAGUCGUUCUUCUACCCAAGAUUUUUGUUUUUGUACUUUUGGCACCAGUGAUGAUGGGUUACGACCUAGAUCCUAUUUUUAGACUGCUUAUCCUCAUACCCUUAGUUUGAUAUUUCGAUAUUCUAUUCGUGUGAAUACGUGAUGACCAUGAACAAAUCAACCUUUGUUUUUAUUUUCUACCGAUGCUACGUAUCGAGUAGUAAGAUACUAUUGAAGAAUAAAAGAAAGACAGUGUAUAGAUUUC
This is a messenger RNA of Aspergillus pseudonomiae, 1022 nucleotides long. RefSeq lists its product as uncharacterized. Lineage: Eukaryota; Fungi; Ascomycota; Eurotiomycetes; Eurotiales; Aspergillaceae. The transcript has 3 exons. The coding region runs from base 102 to 650 and encodes 182 amino acids. The record is from RefSeq and is a predicted model, not a curated record.